GUGACGGUAGUUUUUGAGCCAAUCAGGAAACGUUUCCCCGGAUGUUUGCUAACGCGCUAUUGAGAAGCUAGGCUACACAACACGCUAAAAUAUCAGUCACCAAAACCUCCAAACACCUUACAAUCUCGUCACAAACAAACCGACGCCGAGUAUAAGAGCGAAUCUUACAAUGGAUAUUGAAGAAAACACCACAGUUUUUUCCACCCUGAAGUCCUUCAAUUCCUUCAUCGGCUGUUCUGGACGUUCACCCAAUCUUCUGGGCUCCUCAACGGGAGUCGGCACCAACCUGCAGAACCAGUACAAGCGCAGUAUGGAGUUGUUAGAAGCGGCCGACAGGGUCCAGUCGUGCAGUCGCUACCUGAAGCUGGACCAGGAGAAGAAGCAGAUGGAGCUGAGCCACAAGCGUGUUCGUGUGGAGCUGGAGAAAAGUGCCAGUGAGACGGCAUGCAACUUAAAGCAAUUGGAGGGGGAGUACAGUGAAAUGGCGGCACGGGUCAAAAAGUCAGAGGAGCGCGAGGCAGAAGCCGCCAAGAAGCUGGGGCAACAAGUCGAGGUCAACCGAGAUCUCACCAAGAACCUGGACAGCCUCGGGAAGAAGCUGGAGGAGCGAGACGCCCAACUCAACACCUCUAACCAGACCUCCAUUUGCCUUAAGGAUGAGAUCAGGGAGUUGAAACAGAAGAUUCAAAACCUGGACUCAGUCGUUUUGACCACGAAGUUGGAGAAACAGGCACUCCAGGAACAGCUAGACUUACAGCGCAGGAAGUACCAGGAAGUGUUUCAGCUCUGCCAGAGUCUCCAAGCAGCACAGUCAUCCUGCUCAGAACAUGUCAUCAAGAUCAAGGAGUUGGAAAGGCGUCUGUCUCUCCAGGAACAAGACUUUGCCAUUGUAAAGAGCGUCAAGUCCGAGGCCACCAGGGUGCCGGAUCUAGAGAAGGAACUCAAGCGCCUACGAGAGGAAAACGUUUUUCUCAGGGAGAGCAGAGAGAACUGUAGCCUGCUGAAAGAAGAGGCCGAGAGCCUGAAGAGGAAGUUGGACCGUAUGGCCAAGACCAAAGAAGAUUUGGUCAACAUGGAACUGGAGAAGGAGAGGUUGACUGAGAGGAUCAGAGCUUGGGAGAACCUUGGCCAAUCUACUGGACUUAAUAUCAGGAAACCAGAGGAUCUGUCCAGGGAGGUGAUUCAGAUCCAACAGAGAGAAAUUUCCUUGAAAGAGCAGAACUACACACUCAACAGCCGUGUUCGGACCGUGGAGCGCACGCUGUCCGAGUUGCAGGCGGAGAUUUCACAGCAACACACAAAAACGCUUGAGGAGCAGAAGAAGCGGGAAGCACAAGAAAUACUCCUCCGUCGGCUGCAAAAGAGGCUCCUGCUACUCACAAAGGAGCGAGACGGCAUGCGCGCCAUCUUGGAGUCGUACGACAGUGAGCUGGCGCCCACUGAACACUCCCCGCAGCUUGGCAAACGUCUGAAGGAGGCAGAGGAGGUGCUUCUCAAGAUGCAGAACCUCAACUCGGAGAUGGAGGGGCAGCUCACCAAAGCACAGGACGAGACGGGCACGCUCAAACUGCAGCUGCAGACCAUGCAUUUUGAGAUGGAGUCUCUGCGUAAGCAGCAGGCCUCAAUGGGUGACAUCACCUCCUCAGUGAGCAAAGAAGAGGUUACAAUGCUCAGACGGAAAGUUGAAGAGCUCGAGAUGGAGCGGCAGCGUUUGGAGGAACUGAAAGAAACACUGGAGAUGAGACUGGAGCGACACAACCUACAGGGGAACUACGACCCACUCAAGACUUGCGUGCUCAACUUCAAGAUGAACCCCACGGCAGUGGCCAAGCAGCAGCAGCAGCAGGAGACUGAGGCCCUGCGGCAAGAAGUGGACCGCCUCCGGGAAGUGGUGCGCAAAGUGCAGGAGGGGGGGCGCGGGGCCCACGUGGAUGCUGUUCUGCACUCGGCCAACCUGAGUUUGCCACCACCCAAGGAGGUCCUGGAUUUGCUGAAGCAGAUUGAGCGGUCAGAGCUCAAGAACCAGCGUCUGAAGGAGGUUUUCCAACAGAAGAUCCAGGAGUUCCGCACCGUCUGCUACAUUCUCACUGGCUACCAGCUGGACAUCCCGAUCGAGAACCAGUACCGGCUCACCUCCGUCUACGCCGAGCACAUGGAGGACUGCCUUGUUUUCAAAAAGGGUCCCUCCGGAAGCAUGGAGCUGAUGGAAACUGCAUUCUCCAAGACGCUGGGAGAGCUGGUGAAUCUGCACCUCCACCACCAGAACAGCAUCCCCGUCUUCACCUCUGCUCUCACCAUCGAUCUCUUUGGACGGCAGACCAUUGUCGCCUAACGCCGUGCUUCAGCUUUUUUAUUUCUUUUUUUUUUGUACGCUUUUCAGUUUGCGUUUUCCUUUUGUAAUGUUUUUUUUCGUGCUUCCGAGUAUUUAAAUUCAGAAUAACUUGAACAUUUAACAGCACUAUCUCUGGGCUGAGACUAGUUGGUCACCUGGUGGUGAAUCGAGUCUCCACUGGUUGCAGAGACCGUGAGAGCUCUGUGGUGUCACCUGGAGACUAGCCGCUUUGCUAGAGAGUAGUGGUGAAAUCAAAUGUUUGAUUUCAUUGAACAUCUUUUGGGAACUCCUCUGUCCGCUCUCUAUUGAUAGAAAGUUGCUUUAGAAUUUAACAUUAUCAUUUACCCGCAUUCACGCAGCAUAACCCCCAAAAAAAGCAUUUUGCAAGGUGCUUAAUGUCGUUUUAAACAGAUAAAAAGUUUUGACUGAGGUGUUCGUCAUCCUCUUGAUUUCAUCAUCUCAUCAACGAUGAGCAUCCUCACCGAUAGCUCGCCAAUAUUCGUGAACUGCCAGAAUGUUGUUGAGCUUAGUGACUGCACAUACUGUGACCGCACACUCCCAGACGUCCUCGCAGAGCCGAAAGCAAUUUUGAAAGGUCCCCUUUUAAGACUACAUCAUCAUCUGUAGCCAAUAAAUCUGGAAAGGUAAUUCAGCUGCAUGUUUAAUGCACCACAACACUUGGGGAUGCUGUUUUUUUUCCCCCUUCUUCCCCAUAGAGAAGAGUUGAACGCCCGCAGGACGACCCAUCACUACUUCUUCUUCUUCUUCCUCCUUUCUUCACCUUCUGUUGAUGUGAGCAUCUCUCCCUCUUUUUCCUCGUCAGAUAAAGUCCCAGCAGAGAUGCACACAGCAGCUGUCGUGUUGAAGUGCAGCUUUUGGUUUCUUCGUUUUAUUUUUUUUAGUGAAAGAUGUGAUUGGCCAAUAAAUAAGAUUUGAUCGAACCAACCAACCGACCAAUCCCAGGUGUUGUAUGUAAUGGCCGACAUGUAAAAUAACCAAUAAAAACUAAGCAAUAA
Syngnathoides biaculeatus (alligator pipefish) is the source of this 3348-nucleotide messenger RNA. It is a transcript of the gene mad1l1, whose product is annotated as mitotic arrest deficient 1 like 1. Gene Ontology annotation, cellular component: mitotic spindle; kinetochore; nuclear envelope. NCBI's taxonomy places the organism in Eukaryota, Metazoa, Chordata, Actinopteri, Syngnathiformes, Syngnathidae. Gene Ontology annotation, biological process: mitotic spindle assembly checkpoint signaling; attachment of mitotic spindle microtubules to kinetochore. The record is from RefSeq and is a predicted model, not a curated record. The transcript has 18 exons. The coding region runs from base 170 to 2332 and encodes 720 amino acids.